Molecule: messenger RNA, 1746 nt
Organism: Helobdella robusta
Lineage: Eukaryota; Metazoa; Annelida; Clitellata; Rhynchobdellida; Glossiphoniidae
Exons: 10
Coding region: 1-1746 (581 amino acids)
Cellular component (GO): plasma membrane
Source: RefSeq, a predicted model, not a curated record
AUGGAUGAACUGAGCUGGUGCGUCGGGGUGCCUGGACUGGGAUUUUUCCAACCGGGGAUUUUAAAUUUAUUAAAUAUUUUUUUAGAAGAUUGCGACGUUACAGUCAACAGUUCUCUGUCCAUAACAUCUUCUAAAAACGGAACUAUAUCUUCACCAAAUUUUCCAUUUCCUUAUUUUCCAAAUCUUCGAUGUAUUUACAGAUUCAUUGGCUUACCAACGGAAAGAGUGAGAAUUGAAUUUAAAGAGUUUGAAGUUAAAGGAGUUCCACCAAGUUGUCUUCAAGAUUACAUCGAUAUAUAUACGCAAGUCGAAAAACCCUUUCAAGACCUUCUUGACAUUCCUUUGCAUGGAAGAUUUUGCGGUUCAGGAUUGGACUUGUUACCGAAUAUUCUCAUAUCUAUGCAUAAUGCUCUCAUCAUCGGUUUUUAUACCGAUCACAUAAAAGAAGAGAAAGGCUUUCUGGCUGAAUACUCUUUCAUCGAUGAUUCCCUUUAUUUGGUUGGAACACCCGCUCCUUUUAAUCAAUGUGGACAGACCAUUUACGGGACAUCAAAACCUUCGGGAUUUAUUUAUUCACCGACAUAUCCCGGUGUUUAUCCAGACAAUGUAUUUUGUUUCUACCACCUUGCUGGCAUACAAAGACAACGCAUAAAAUUAACAUUUUUAGAGAUAGAUCUGUACAGUGGAGGCGACCAUUGUCCAUAUGACUACAUCCUCAUCUAUGAUGGACCAACGAACAACAGCGAAAUCAUCAAUACCUUCUGUGGCCAUCGAAACAAUGUAACCCUCUUCUCGUCAUCGAGCAACCUCUACAUUGAAUUUUCUACAAAAAGUGGUCGAUUGGAAUCAACAAAGCGAACAUACUUACAUCCGUGGGAAAGCAGCAAAUCAGAUGACGUUAUUGUGCAAAGGAGAGGCUUCAAGGCUUUCUAUGAAAUUUCCGGGGCGUUCGUUGAUCUCGAAUGUGAUCAAAUGGUUUUAAGCACAAAAGAGUCAAAUGGGGUCAUCAAGAGUCCAAACUUUCCAUACAAUUUUCCAUUAAAAAUCAGAUGCAAUUAUUAUAUUGAUGGGCUUGAAGAUAAACAAAAUUUGGAAAAAGCUAAAAUCGAAUUCGAUUAUCUAAACAUUCCAAAAGUUAGAGAUGGAUGUAAUAACGGCCAUUUAAAAGUUUAUUUAAAAGGACAAAUUGAUAAACCUGAUGACAUUUUGUGUGGCACUACGACUCCAUCGCCUCUAACAAGCUCUAAUCCUAGACUUCUUCUUACAUUUGACACAAUUGACGCUAAUUAUGCUGGCAAAGGAUUUAAAGCCAAAAUUCAAUUUUUAACUGAUUUUGCGAUACCUGGAACGCCAGCAACAGAUGGUUUAAAAUGCCACUUUAUAUAUAAAAGCACAUCCUCAAAUCAGGGAGCAUUCAACUCGCCUCGACACCCCAGCAACUAUCCAGACGAUUCUGCUUGCAUUUACGAAUUCAUCAGUGCAAAAGCUGAACAAAUCAGAAUCACAUUUGAAACAUUUAAGCUCGAAAACGACACAAAAUGGGUCUUGAAAUCCGCUCUGAACUUCGCAAGUGAUGGAGAAGUAGUCAGAGAAGUAGGUAGAGAGUUCCAGAGAAAAGGACCAGAAAAAGCAAAAGCAGAUUUGGCAAAAGAGUGUUUAACACGAGUAACCAGUGCAAGAGAACAAGGUAUGGAGAUAUAUGAGAAAAGAAAGGGGCAUGAGCAACUAGACGAGCAGCAGAGUUAA